AUUAUUUAUCACCCAUUUUUGACAUUCCUAUAUUCCAAAAAUUCAAACACGUCACAACGAAAUAAACACUGAAAAAAUUAAUGUAUUUUCAUACAAGUUUUAAAUCACUAAAUUAAAUAUUUCAUGGAUAUCUCCACACUGGGUAAAUACUGCGCAAAAAUAACAUGUAACCGAGUCGAUUUUGCGCCUAUAAAAUGCAACUUGUGUAAAUUGGACUUUUGUCGUGAACAUUACAGAGAAAGUAGACACAACUGUCCAUCCGUUUUUAACAAAUACAUAGAACUGACCAAAGAUAAAGAAGGUAAAAGAUUAUAUACCAUCAGUCCAUCAAACAAAAACCCAUUAGAUACUCCUCCUGACCAUUUCAGACCUAAAAAGGUGAUAAGAGAACAUUUUAAUUGGAAAAACCGUUUCAUCAAAAUAUUAAAAAAUGAGACUGACGAAAUUUUCACUAAGCAAUGUUCUUUGGUAACCUGUAAACGAAAAGAAGCAAUAUCCGUUUUGUGCCCGCUGUGUAACAAAAGAUUUUGCUUACGACAUCGCAAUCCAGACUCUCAUCUUUGUGAAAAAUUUAAAUGGCUUAAUAAUAAAAGAAAUUUCGGUACCUACAUAUAUACAGGUUGGAGCGACAAAACUGUCGAAACUGAUUCCAACUUAUGGGACGAAGAAAAAGAAAUAGUUACAGUUGAUUCAAGUACAACGAAUGAAACUUAACUACUAUUUAUAUAUUGUAAAUACGAUAAAUCAACGUUUAAUUUUAUUUAAAAAUGUGAAUAUGGCAAGUAUAGUAAACAUGGAAUGAUUAAUACAUAACUAAAUAAACAAAACAUUGUUAUAAUUAGUAA
Messenger RNA from Psylliodes chrysocephalus, 845 nucleotides. Lineage: Eukaryota; Metazoa; Arthropoda; Insecta; Coleoptera; Chrysomelidae. The record is from the annotation of a GenBank genome assembly.